Messenger RNA from Dipodomys ordii (Ord's kangaroo rat), 1429 nucleotides. It is a transcript of the gene Phykpl, whose product is annotated as 5-phosphohydroxy-L-lysine phospho-lyase. Bases 30 to 1382 code for a protein of 450 amino acids. NCBI's taxonomy places the organism in Eukaryota, Metazoa, Chordata, Mammalia, Rodentia, Heteromyidae. The transcript has 12 exons. The record is from RefSeq and is a predicted model, not a curated record. Gene Ontology annotation, molecular function: transaminase activity; pyridoxal phosphate binding. Gene Ontology annotation, cellular component: mitochondrion.
CGGCUCUGACUGACAGCCCGGGCGGCGCCAUGGCCGCGGAUCGGCGCGCCAAGACCGAUACUCUGUCACUGCGACGGCGACUCCUCAGCUCUUCCUGCAGACUCUUUUUCCCUGAGGAUCCUGUUAAGAUCGUCCGAGGCCAAGGACAGUACUUGUAUGACGAACAAGGGGCAGAAUACAUCGAUUGCAUCAACAAUGUGGCUCACGUCGGGCACUGCCACCCUGUUGUGGUUCAAGCCGCACAUGACCAGAACCAGGUGCUCAACACCAACAGCCGCUUCCUGCAUGACAACAUCGUGGAUUUUGCGCAGAGGCUGUCGGAGACGCUGCCGGAGAAGCUCUGUGUGUUUUAUUUCCUGAAUUCUGGGUCAGAAGCCAAUGACCUGGCCUUGCGACUGGCCCGCCAGUACACAGGACACCAGGAUGUGGUGGUGUUAGACCAUGCUUAUCACGGUCACUUGAGCUCCCUGAUUGACAUCAGCCCCUACAAGUUCCGAGACCUGGAUGGCCAGAAGGAGUGGGUCCAUGUGGCACCUCUCCCAGACACCUACCGAGGCCCCUACCGAGAGGACCACCCCAACCCAGCAGAGGCCUAUGCCACCGAGGUGAAGCGUGUGAUCACCCGUGCUCAGGAGAAGGGUCGGGAGAUUGCAGCCUUCUUCGCUGAGUCUCUGCCCAGUGUUGGUGGGCAGAUCAUCCCUCCUGCUGGCUACUUCCCCCGAGUGGCAGAGCACAUCCGCAGAGCCGGAGGGGUCUUUGUGGCAGACGAGAUCCAGGUUGGCUUUGGCCGAGUGGGCAAGCACUUCUGGGCCUUCCAGCUGCAGGGGGAAGACUUUGUCCCUGACAUUGUCACCAUGGGCAAGUCCAUUGGCAAUGGCCACCCACUUGCAUGUGUGGCCACCACCCAAGCUGUGGCGAGGGCAUUUGAAGCCACCGGCGUGGAAUACUUCAACACGUUUGGUGGCAGCCCUGUAUCUUGCGCCGUGGGCCUGGCAGUCCUCGAUGUUGUGGAGCAGCAGCAGCUCCAGGCUCAUGCCUCCUGCGUAGGCAGCUUCCUGAUGGAGCUCCUCAGGCAGCAAAAAGCCAAGCAUCCCAUCAUCGGGGACAUUAGGGGCACUGGGCUCUUCGUGGGUGUAGAUCUGGUCAGAGAUGAAGCCACAAGAACACCAGCAACUGAAGAGGCUGAAUACCUGGUAUCCAGACUGAAGGAGAACUACAUCUUGCUGAGCACUGACGGUCCCGGGAGGAAUGUCCUAAAGUUUAAGCCCCCCAUGUGCUUUAGUCUGGACAACGCGCUUCAAGUGGUGACAAAGAUGGAUGCCAUUCUGACAAAUAUGGAAGAGAAAGUGAGAAGUUGUAAGACCCUGAGGCUUCAGCCCUAAGCCAGCUCAUUCUCCAGGUGAGUGCCCUUGCUCCUAUGGUUUCUCAC